Messenger RNA from Hibiscus syriacus, 375 nucleotides. RefSeq lists its product as uncharacterized. The record is from RefSeq and is a predicted model, not a curated record. Lineage: Eukaryota; Viridiplantae; Streptophyta; Magnoliopsida; Malvales; Malvaceae. The transcript has 2 exons. The coding region runs from base 85 to 360 and encodes 91 amino acids.
CUCAAGUGAUGGCAGAUAAACUAGGAUUUCCCUUUAUUCUUUUGGGGCUGACGUGUGAAGAUCACAUAACUAAGAGAGCAGGAAAUGGGUGGCCAAGAGGUUAAGCAGCUUGGGGAAUGCUCAGUUUCCAAUGCGUUGGGCAUAUGGGUGUUUUCAGUGGCGGGGGCUUUGCUAGUGAUCCCGGUGGGGAUAAAGAGGAAAUCUCUAGCGCCCCUCGUGUUCUUUGGCACAACCGGUACAAUGCUCGAUAUCAUUAUUGGAAUCAGUGCUCGUGAUAGGGAGAACUCAGAACGCCAGAUGAAGCUGUUAGAAGCCCAGAAUUCCACAGCCCAGAUGAAGCUGUUAGAAGCUACCUUUUGAACUUUUCUCUGAUUU